GGAGAAAAAAAUUAAGAAACAAAACACAGAGGGGAGUGGCGGUGAGGUCUUCAGGAAAUAUUAUUUUCCGGUGACUGUUUGGUUCUCUCCCGCUCCUGAUGCUGUUCUUCCCUGAAUGCCUUAAUCAGUGUUCGGGAACAUUGCGGCGAUUUCUAAGUGGAGGAGCGAGGGGCUAAUUAAUAGGGAAACAGAAGGUUUCAGGUUUGAUGGAUUCAAGGAUAUAUAGUAAGUAAAGGUUAAUCUGGUAUCUAUCGGUUGUAUGCAAAUCCAAGAAAAUGAAUCCCACACAACAUGAAUUCAAACCAGAUACAUGAUGACUGGUCUCCUAGGAAAGACUAAUAAUCCUCUAGGAAUUAAGUUAGAUAUGUCCUUGGUAUGAUUGACUGCUGUGUAUGAGUUUCUUUACAAUGGCGGUAGCCGUUGAUCAACAUCAUGGAUUCAAACCGUUCAACCGAUCUCAAAGAUGCAGACUCCAAUCCUUCACACAACUUGAGUACAACAUUCUUGAAGUUGGCCACAAAGACCUUGCUCACUCUUUGAAACAAGUAUUUGAAGUUGCAAAUUUCCAUCGUAGCUUCUCCACCCCUUGCCUUUCCUUUGCCACUAAUGUGGAGCAAGAGUAUGCAACCCAUCCUAGGAUUCAGAUUAUUGGGGGCCCAAGACUGCCAAGAAUCAAUGCUCUUGUCAUUGAGGUGGCCAUGGCCAUCGCCUCUGGGGUAGUACCAGUGCCGGUAUCAAAUGGACUUGGUGGUACCUACUUCUUACGUAACCGCAGAGGUGAAACUAUAGCUGUAACAAAGCCCAUUGACGAGGAACCUUUAGCUCUCAAUAACCCAAAAGGUUGUGGGGGAUCCAUGCUGGGACAACCUGGAAUAAAUCGUUCAAUACGCGUAGGUGAAACAGGCAUCCGUGAGUUGGCUGCUUAUCUCCUCGAUCAUGGUGGCUUUGCCGGUGUUCCAGCAACAGCUCUUGUAAAAAUCUCCCAUGUUGCCUUCCAUGUCAAUGAAGCAACUGCUAUCUCUGCCUCACCUUAUAAGAUUGCCUCCCUACAAAAUUUCAUCUCUCAUGACUUUGAUGCAGGGAACUUAGGGUCAUCUUGUUUCUCCGUAGCUUCAGUCCAUAAAAUAGGGAUAUUCGACCUGAGAAUCCUGAAUCUAGACCGGCAUGCAGGCAACAUUCUGGUCAAGAAAAGAGGUCAACAUGAAAAUUUUGCUGUCGAGGCAGCUGAGCUCGUGCCUAUAGAUCAUGGUCUUUGCCUACCAGAGUGCCUAGAUGAUCCCUACUUUGAAUGGUUGCAUUGGCCUCAAGCCUUAGUUCCUUUUUCGGAGUCAGAAACUGAGUAUAUUCUGAAUCUUGAUCCAAAUAAAGAUGCGGAGAUUUUGCGGACAGAGCUUCCAUUGUUAAGGGAGUCCUCGAUACGAGUCCUGAUCCUUUGCACCAUUUUCUUGAAGCAAGCUGUUAGUGCUGGCCUUUGUCUAGCUGAUAUAGGCGCAAUGAUGACUCGGGAGCUUCGGGGUGAUGAAGAAAAAAUGAGUAUGCUAGAGACUCUCUGCGUAAAAGCCAAGGAAAGUAUUUCGGAAGUUGACGAUGGUAUGGAUAGGUACGAGGUUGAUGACACUGGAAUUUUUCUAGUCGACAAUGAUAUUGAAGGUACCUCUAAUGAGAUUGCUGCAGAUAUUCCGAAGCUUUUUCAGAACCCUUUGAAUUUGGCUAAGCCACCGAGACCUUCAAAACUUUCGUCUGUAAGAUUGAUGCCAUGUGCUUCAUUACCUCCUCUGUACAAGGAUACCGAAGUUCAUAUAGAAAACGGUGCAAAAAGUAAUGGUAAAGCAGCAGUUGGGACUGUGCAAGGCAUGAGUUUCUCAGUGCAAAAUGGAAGUGGAGGAGGUGGUGUAAAUUUGGGGGAUAUGAGAGAAUCUAAAUGGGAAAUGUUCUUGGAGAGUUUUGUGAAGCUCUUGCCUCAAGCAUUUGAUGGCUCCAGCAAACUCAAGUUGAGAACAUCUUGCAAUUUCUAAAUCAUGUCUGGAAGGUAGUACGAAAUGGUACCCUACUAAUUAAUAUCAACAAACUAUUGUACAUUGAGUUAAUAUUUGCUCAUUUAUAUGAGUUGUAUGUAAUGUAGGAUAUACUUUACUUGUACAUAUAUAAUUAGGGAUCUUAUAAUGAAGUGACUGGCGAAUUAAGGAGUCGUCCUUU
Gossypium raimondii (Peruvian cotton) is the source of this 2196-nucleotide messenger RNA. RefSeq names its product phosphatidylinositol 4-kinase gamma 1. The coding region runs from base 393 to 2015 and encodes 540 amino acids. The transcript is spliced from 4 exons. Lineage: Eukaryota; Viridiplantae; Streptophyta; Magnoliopsida; Malvales; Malvaceae. The record is from RefSeq and is a predicted model, not a curated record.